AUGUUCUUCCUCUACAACAUGGAGCGCAGGGUCACCCUGCACCCCUCCUACUUCGGCCGGAACAUGCACGAGCUGGUGACGAGCAAGUUGCUGAAGGACGUGGAAGGCACCUGCGCAGGAAGUUACUACAUCAUUUCCAUCAUGGAUACCUUCGAUAUUUCCGAGGGUCGCAUUCUCCCAGGCAGUGGCCUGGCCGAGUUCACGGUGGGAUACCGAGCCGUGGUUUGGCGACCCUUCAAGGGCGAGACGGUUGAUGCUGUGGUCUACUCAGUCAAUCACCAGGGCUUUUUCGCCCAGGCGGGGCCUCUGCGGUUAUUCGUGUCGGCACAUCUGAUCCCGUCCGAGAUCAAAUGGGAUCCCAAUGCGACACCGCCGCAGUUCACCAACAAUGAAGAUACCAUCAUUGAACCAGGAACCCACGUGCGUGUCAAGGUAAUUGGUACGCGCACAGAAGUCGGUGAGAUGUGGGCGAUUGGCAGCAUUAAGGAGGACUAUCUCGGCUGCCUCCAGGACUAA
Colletotrichum paranaense is the source of this 516-nucleotide messenger RNA. RefSeq names its product DNA-directed RNA polymerase II subunit RPB7. Gene Ontology annotation, molecular function: single-stranded RNA binding; single-stranded DNA binding; translation initiation factor binding. The record is from RefSeq and is a predicted model, not a curated record. Gene Ontology annotation, biological process: positive regulation of translational initiation; positive regulation of nuclear-transcribed mRNA poly(A) tail shortening; DNA-templated transcription. The transcript has 4 exons. Bases 1 to 516 code for a protein of 171 amino acids. NCBI's taxonomy places the organism in Eukaryota, Fungi, Ascomycota, Sordariomycetes, Glomerellales, Glomerellaceae. Gene Ontology annotation, cellular component: RNA polymerase II, core complex; P-body.